Molecule: messenger RNA, 1947 nt
Organism: Seriola dumerili (greater amberjack)
Lineage: Eukaryota; Metazoa; Chordata; Actinopteri; Carangiformes; Carangidae
Gene: ptpn11b
Product: tyrosine-protein phosphatase non-receptor type 11-like
Exons: 16
Coding region: 63-1850 (595 amino acids)
Biological process (GO): protein dephosphorylation
Molecular function (GO): protein tyrosine phosphatase activity
Source: RefSeq, a predicted model, not a curated record
AGCGACUCAGCAGAGGCAGACCGGGAACGUUUGAGGACACUUGACAGCUUUCAGAGACUGCUAUGACAUCUCGCAGGUGGUUCCACCCCAACAUCACCGGAAUCGAGGCAGAGCAGCUCCUGUUGACCCGGGGCAACCACGGCAGUUUCUUGGCCCGGCCCAGCAAGAGCAAUCCGGGGGAUUUCACCCUCUCGGUCAGGCGCGACGAUGAGGUGACCCACAUUAAGAUCCAGAACUCGGGCGACUACUACGACCUGUACGGAGGCGAGAAGUUUGCCACGCUGGCCGAGCUGGUGCAGUACUACACAGAACAACAGGAUCUGCUGCGCGAGAGGAACGGCCAUGUCAUCGAGCUCAAGUACCCACUCAACUGCAAGGACCCCACCUCCGAGAGGUGGUACCAUGGACACCUCUCUGGGCGGGACGCAGAGAAACUGCUCACUGACAAAGGCAAGGCCGGCAGUUUCCUGGUACGGGAGAGCCAGAGUAAACCGGGCGACUUCGUCCUCUCGGUUCUCACCAAUGAGGAGAAGCACGAAAACGUGGAUCGUAAGACCAAGGUCACGCAUGUUAUGAUACGUUACCAGCAGGAUAGUAAAUACGACGUGGGCGGAGGUGAGAGGUUUGAGACUCUGGCUGAGCUGGUGGAUCACUACAAGAAGAACCCCAUGGUGGAGAAAAGUGGCAUCGUAGUGCAUCUCAAACAGCCAUUUAAUGCCACAAGGAUAAAUGCAGCCAACAUUGAGAACCGGGUACGAGAGCUCAACAAAGUAGCAGACAACUCUGAGAAGCCCAAACAAGGAUUCUGGGAAGAAUUUGAGGUACUUCAGCAGCAGGAGUGCAAACUGCUGUAUCCCCGGAAAGAAGGCCAGAAGCCAGAAAACAAGAGUAAAAACAGAUACAAGAAUAUCCUCCCCUUCGACACAACUCGUGUUGAAAUCAGGGAAGCAGAUCCAGAUGUUGCCGGUUCAGACUACAUCAAUGCCAACUACAUCAGAUGUAUGCAUGAAGAGGGGCGCUACAUGGAGGAGGGCAAAGUCUUCAUCGCCACCCAGGGGUGCCUACAGAAUACGGUCAACGACUUCUGGAAGAUGGUGUAUCAGGAGAACACGCACGUCAUCGUCAUGACCACAAAGGAAAUAGAGCGAGGGCGGAACAAAUGUGUACGUUACUGGCCGGACCUGAACGCCACCAAGGAGUUUGGGAGGGUGCAAGUGAGGAAUGUGGACGAGCAGCCAGCGCAAGACUACAUCCUCAGGAAGCUGGAGGUGACCCGUCUGGACCGGAAGGAGCCCGUGAGGUACAUCUGGCACUAUCAGUACCUGAGCUGGCCCGACCACGGGGUGCCCAACGAGCCUGGUGGUGUGCUCUGGUUCCUAGAGGAUGUCAACCGCACGCAGAGCUCCAUUCCAGACACUGGACCCAUUGUCGUACAUUGCAGCGCAGGCAUCGGCAGGACAGGCACCAUUAUCGUCAUCGACAUCCUCAUCGAUAUAAUUAACCGCCAAGGUCUCGAUUGUGACAUCGACAUCCCCAAGACCAUCCAGAGGGUACGGCAGCAGAGGUCGGGCAUGGUGCAGACAGAGGCCCAGUAUAAGUUCAUCUACAUGGCUGUGCAGCAGUACAUAGACACGGCUCAGAAGAGACUGGAGGAGGAGCAGAGGAAUAAGAUGAAGGAGAGGGAAUAUUCCAAUAUCAAAUAUCCCCCGAUGACCAACUCGAGGUCCAAACCCAACAUGGCGUCCUCGCGCUCCUCUUCUGUGAUGACAAACGACGAUUCGUCGGGUGUGUACGAAAACAUAAACUUUAAAAGCCCUCAGACGUCUUUUAGCAGCAACACCAGGAGGUAAAACAUGUUGGGGACCUCCGCAUCUCUCUGUCGGCCUCUUUUUUCAGCUUCAGUGGGAGGUGUCGCUUCGUCAGCGCCUGAAAAUCCCUUAGGUGCGG